GGGCGUGCCCCGCCCCCGUCGGGCUUGAGUGUCUGGUGUGUUUGCGGCCCGUGCCGCUCGCGCUUUGGCGCUCGCUGCUGCCCUGCGCCCCUAACCCCGCGGGGCGUCGUGGUGCAACAUGGGCCUGGAAGAGGAGCUGUUGAGAAUCGCCAAAAAGCUGGAGAAGAUGGUAGCCCGGAAGAAGACGGAAGGGGCCCUCGACCUUCUGAAGAAGCUGAACAGUUGUCAGAUGUCCAUCCAGCUGCUGCAGACCACCAGGAUUGGAGUUGCUGUCAAUGGAGUUCGAAAGCACUGCUCAGACAAGGAGGCAGUAUCCUUGGCCAAAGUUCUCAUUAAAAACUGGAAGAGGCUGCUGGACUCCCCUGCACCUGCCAAAGGAAAAAGAGAAAAAGCAAAGAAGAAAGAAAAAGGGCUCGGCUCUUCAGACUGGAAGCCAGAGGCAGGUCUUUCUCCACCACGGAAGAAAGGAGGGGAAGAGCCCAAAACCAGGAGAGACUCUGUAGAUUCCAGGUCAUCCACCACCUCCUCUCCAAAAAUGCCGCCGUCGGUGGAAAGAUCCAACAGCAGCACAUCGAAAGUGGAAACUCCCAAGACCCCCAGCAGCCCCUCAACUCCUACAUUUGCCCCCUCCGUCUGUCUCCUGGCCCCCUGCUAUCUCACAGGGGACUCUGUCCGAGACAAGUGUGUGGAGAUGCUGUCAGCAGCCCUGAGGGCAGAAGAUGAUUUCAAGGACUAUGGAGUGAACUGUGACAAGCUGGCCUCAGAAAUAGAAGACCAUAUCUAUCAGGAACUCAAGGGCACCGACAUGAAGUACCGGAACCGUGUGCGCAGCCGCAUUAGCAACCUGAAGGACCCCAGGAACCCGGGCCUGAGGCGGAAUGUGCUCAGCGGGGCCAUUUCGCCAGAGCUCAUUGCCAAGAUGACGGCAGAGGAAAUGGCCAGUGACGAGCUGAGGGAGUUGAGGAACGCCAUGACUCAAGAGGCCAUCCGCGAGCACCAGAUGGCCAAGACAGGCGGCACCACCACUGACCUCUUGCGGUGUAGCAAGUGCAAGAAGAAGAACUGCACCUAUAACCAGGUGCAGACACGCAGUGCUGAUGAGCCCAUGACCACCUUUGUCUUAUGCAAUGAGUGUGGGAAUCGCUGGAAGUUCUGCUGACUGGACCACCAGCCAGGACGAUGGCAGGAGGAAGAACAAGCAGGAAGCACAGACCAUGUGACCCAGAGUGAUAAAUAAAAAUUCAAAUGAAAGCAAAUGCGGAGCCCUGGAUGAGGCUAGGGGUUAGAUGAGAG
Molecule: messenger RNA, 1293 nt
Organism: Acomys russatus (golden spiny mouse)
Lineage: Eukaryota; Metazoa; Chordata; Mammalia; Rodentia; Muridae
Gene: Tcea3
Product: transcription elongation factor A3
Exons: 11
Coding region: 119-1159 (346 amino acids)
Biological process (GO): DNA-templated transcription; transcription elongation by RNA polymerase II
Cellular component (GO): nucleus
Molecular function (GO): nucleic acid binding; zinc ion binding
Source: RefSeq, a predicted model, not a curated record